Larimichthys crocea (large yellow croaker) is the source of this 2462-nucleotide messenger RNA. It is a transcript of the gene mtmr9, whose product is annotated as myotubularin related protein 9. Gene Ontology annotation, biological process: phosphatidylinositol dephosphorylation; negative regulation of autophagy. NCBI's taxonomy places the organism in Eukaryota, Metazoa, Chordata, Actinopteri, Sciaenidae. Gene Ontology annotation, cellular component: cytoplasm. The record is from RefSeq and is a predicted model, not a curated record. Gene Ontology annotation, molecular function: protein phosphatase binding. The coding region runs from base 111 to 1760 and encodes 549 amino acids. The transcript is spliced from 11 exons.
UCGUCAGGAAACAAACUUCCACCGGUCCGUUGUUUCCAGCCGGCGUGUUUUUGUGACCGCACCAGUCUCGCCCAACAACACAUUAGAAGAAAAGCUGCACAGGUCCGGUCAUGGAGUUUGCAGAGUUGAUAAAGACGCCCAGGGUGGAUGGGGUUGUGCUGCACCGGCCCUUCAUGCCCACCGUGGAGGGGACCCUGUGUCUGACUGGUCACCACUUGAUCCUCUCCUCCAGACAGGACAACACGGAGGAGCUGUGGCUGCUCCACUCAAACAUCGACUCCAUAGAGAAGAGGUUUGUGGGCUCUGUGGGAAGCAUCAUAGUCAAAUGCAAAGACCUGAGAGUGAUCCAGCUCGACAUCCCUGGCAUGGAGGAGUGUCUCAAUAUUGCCAGUUCAAUUGAGGCUCUGUCCACACUCGAUUCAGUGUCCCUGAUGUACCCUUUCUUCUACCGUCCCAUGUUUGAAGUCAUAGAAGAUGGCUGGAAUUCAUUUCUCCCAGAGGCCGCCUUUAAAGAUUUGGAAUCCAUGACAGAUGAGUGGAGACUGAGCGAAGUCAACAAGGACUUCAGUGUGUGUCCGUCAUACCCCCCUCUAGUGGCAGUGCCCAAAGAUGUCGACGAUGACACGCUGAGAAAAGUAGCUACCUUCCGUCACAGUGGCCGCUUUCCAGUACUUAGCUACUACCACAAGAAAAAUGGCAUGGUGAUGAUGCGAGCAAGCCAGCCUCUGACAGGCACCAACGGGCGGCGGUGUAAGGAGGACGAGAAGCUGAUCAACGCCACCCUACGGCCAGGAAAACGUGGCUACAUCAUUGACACACGCACUAUCAAUGUUGCCCAGCAGGCCAAGGCCCGAGGUGGAGGAUUUGAGUCUGAGGCUAACUACCCUCAGUGGAGGAGGAUCCACAAAGCACUCGAAAGGUCUAAUGUCCUCCAGGAGAGUCUGAUAAAGCUGGUAGAGGCAUGUAACGACCAGUCUCACAGCAUGGACCGUUGGUUAAGCAAGCUGGAGGCUUCCAACUGGCAGACUCAUGUCAAGGAGAUCCUCACCACUGCCUGCCUGGCUGCCCAGUGUAUCGACAGGGAGGGAGCGUCAGUGCUCGUUCACGGUACAGAGGGGACAGACUCCACCCUGCAGGUGACCUCCUUGGCUCAGAUCAUCCUUGAUCCAGCCUGCAGGACCAUCAGAGGCUUCCAGGGCCUGGUGGAGCGAGAGUGGCUGCAGGCAGGUCACCCGUUCCAGCAGCGUUGCGCCCAGUCAGCCUAUUCCAACAGCAAACCUCGCCAAGAGGCUCCCGUUUUCCUGCUCUUCCUGGACUGCGUGUGGCAGAUCCUUCGCCAGUUCCCAUGCUCCUUUGAAUUCAGCGAGAGCUUCCUGGUGCUGCUCUUCGAACACGCCUAUGCUUCUCAGUUUGGCACCUUCUUGGGCAACAGCACAGCUGAGAGAGCCAAACUAUCUCUUCCUGAGAAGACUGUGUCCCUAUGGUCGUGGGUGAAUCGGCCCCAAGAACUGGAACGUCUGACCAACCCGCUGUACGAGGCCAACAGUCUGGUGAUCUGGCCCUCUGUGGCCCCUCAGAGUCUGCUGCUUUGGGAAGGAGUGUUCCUUCGCUGGAACCGCUCCUCCAAGUGUUUGGACGAGGCCUACGAGGAAAUGGUACAUAUAAUUGAAUACAACAAAGAGCUUCAAAACAAAGUAAACACCCUGCGCAGGCAGCUGGCCCAGCUGGAAACUGAAGAUCCUCUGUUGCAGACACCAUAAAGGGAGAAAGAGAAAGAGAGAGUGGCGAAAGAAAGGGGUAGAAAAUGUGAAAAUAUAACUAAAUACAAAAAACAAUCAAUGUCAUCCCGGUUUUAGGCUUAGGUUAGGUUUAAAUAUUCUUUUCUUGUUUGAGAAUAUGUCAUACAAACCAUUAUAAUUAUGGAUUUUGGACAUGAUAAUUGCUGUUACAUUUUGGAUUCCUGCACAGAUUUAAAAAAUUAAAAUGGAAUAGCCCUAAAACCAGGUUAACUUCAAACUCAAAAAUGAACCUCUGUUCGAUUUUGCAUUCAUGGGUUGAGAGAGUGUUCUGACAACCGUUUUAGCAGAUUUUACCAUGUUGCGUCAUUGAAACUCAAUAGAAGUGAGGAAAGAUUGAAACCACGAAGCCAGAGUGCUGCUAAAGGCCAAAUACUCAUCAUCUCAUUGUCCUCUGGCAUAGAACUGAAACAGUUAGUCGAUUAAUCAAUUAGUCCAUCAUCAAAAAUAAUUGAGAUAAUCGAUUAAUCAUUUCAGACAAAGAUGUCAAACAUUUGCAGGUUACAGUUUCUUAAAAUGUGAGAAUUUGCUGCUUUUCUUUGUCAUACAUCACUGUAAAUGUAAUAUUUGUGACAUUCGGGACUGUUGGUCCGACAUAAGGACCAAUUCAACAUUUCAUGUACUGAACUUUUAAUUGAUUAUUCGGGAAAAAAAAAAAAAUCAUCA